AUGGCGGGAAGCAAUCGAACUGUUGUCUCAGAAUUCCUCCUCCUGGGACUGUCAGAUGUGCCUGAGAAUCAGCCCCUCCUCUUCAGUCUGUUCCUGUCCAUGUACCUGGUUGCUGUGGUGGGGAACCUGCUCAUCAUCCUGGCCAUUGGCUCUACCUCCCAUCUCCACACCCCCAUGUACUUCUUCAUAGCCAACCUGUCCUGGGUUGACAUCUGCUUCACUUCUGUCACUAUACCAAAGAUGCUGCUCAAUAUCCAAACCUUGAGCCAGUCCAUAUCUUACACUGGAUGCCUUACUCAGAUGUAUUUUCUAAUCUUGUUUCUAGAACUGGACAAUGUCCUCUUGGCAGUGAUGGCAUAUGACAGAUUUGUAGCCAUAUGCCACCCUCUUCACUAUACCAUAACCAUGAGCCCCAAAUUCUGUAUCACAUUAUUGUCUCUGGCUCUGAUUAUCACAAACAUCUAUCCUUUGAUCCACACCCUUUUGAUGGAUACACUGUCAUUUUGUGCAAGUGUCAGAAUUCACCAUAUUUUCUGUGAACUCUAUGCAUUGCUAAAGCUUUCUUGUUCAAGUAUCCAUGACAAUGAGUUGGUUGUUUACAUCCUGGGGAGCUUUAUUUUUGUUGCUCCUUUCCUCUUUAUUUCUAUCUCCUACAUGCACAUUUUCUCAGCCAUCCUAAGACUUCGUUCCUCCCAGAGCAAACUUAAAGCCUUUUCCACUUGUAGUUCCCACCUUGUUGUGGUGUCAUUGUUCUAUGGAACUUUAUUUGGGGUGUAUCUGCGUCCUUCUUCUUCCUACACAUCUGAGGAUUCAGUGGCCACUGUGCUGUAUGCAGUGGUGGCUCCCAUGCUCAACCCCUUCAUUUAUAGUCUUAGGAAUAAGGACAUGAAAGGGGCCCUAAAGAGCCUCCUCAGCUGGAGAAAGAUCUGGCCUUGGUGA
Felis catus (domestic cat) is the source of this 939-nucleotide messenger RNA. RefSeq names its product olfactory receptor 1D2-like. Bases 1 to 939 code for a protein of 312 amino acids. Gene Ontology annotation, biological process: G protein-coupled receptor signaling pathway. The transcript has a single exon. NCBI's taxonomy places the organism in Eukaryota, Metazoa, Chordata, Mammalia, Carnivora, Felidae. Gene Ontology annotation, molecular function: G protein-coupled receptor activity; olfactory receptor activity. Gene Ontology annotation, cellular component: membrane. The record is from RefSeq and is a predicted model, not a curated record.